CGGUUUUUGUAAGACCGACUGGUGGCUGCUGAGAUCAUUCGCAAUAAUUGAUAUCGUAUGAAGUACCCACUUUCCAAAUAAUUAAUAAUUACCAGUGAUAAGAGAAUAGGGUUAAAGAUCACGUCAAUAAAACAAUUUUCAAUGCUAAGUUUUAAAUAAAUUGUCGUAAAGCUGCCACGAGAGUGUAUUUUUCUGCGGGACGUUAGACUGAAUUUUGUUGUAGAGUAACUUUGUGUCGCGGUUGUGUAGUUGAGAGAAGAUGACUGCCAAAGUUCUCCAAUAUGACACAAGGGAGCUGGAAACAUUCCUCCCCCACAGCCAACCAGCUUACCUCCACUCAGUUUCAUCCACCCCAAAUUAUUACAUGGGUUGUUCGUACGAAGCCAACCUAAAACAAUAUUUGCUUUCAACUAAAGCAACCCCCAGAUAUUAUGGAACUGUUUACGAUUGUUAUAUACCUCCACCAAAAUUUGGCUACAUUAGAGCCUCUCCCCUUCCAAUCAAAGUCGACAUUCCAGACAACGCCAAAAACGUGGACACGACACCGGAAGACUUUGACCCGUUCAAAACCAGACAUCUUGAACACCCUGUAUCGAGCGGUGGGACACUGACCCAUCUGUUGAAGUCGUCUUUGGGUACCGGGAUUUUGUCCAUGCCGGCUGCUUUCAAAGCGUCUGGGUUGUGGAUGGGCGUGUUUGCGACCAUCUUAGUGUCCAUAAUUUGCACCUACUGUGCUUACAAUUUGGUUAUUUGUGCCCAUGUUUUGUACAAGAAGGCGGGCAAAACUACCAUGACGUACGCGGAAGUUGCUGAAGAGGCGUGCUUGAGGGGUCCUCCAUGGAGUAGGAAAUAUGGAUUUGUGGCAAAGCAGAUUGUUCUAUGGGGUAUCUUCGUCACGUAUUUUGCCACUGGGAGUUGCUAUGCUGUUAUUGUAGCCGAAAAUUUCAACUACGUGGCCUUUAACUAUAUAGGGACUUAUGAUAAAAGAAUCUCGGUGGCUCUACUUUUUCUACCAUUUUUGUGUAUCGCGUAUGUGCCUAAUUUGAAGUCUUUGGCACCGGUCUCCAUGGUGGCCAACGUCUGCAUGACUGUGGGUCUUGGAAUCACCGGCUACUACCUCCUGACUGACAUACCAUCCCUAUCCGAAAGACCAGCAGUUGCAAAUUUUUCGUCGUUACCCAUUUGUAUAAGUAUCGUCAUCUUUGCAAUAGAAGCAAUUGGAGUGGUCAUGCCUCUAGAAAACAACAUGAAAUCACCACAAAAGUUCGUCGGAAUUUUUGGCGUGUUGAACCAAGGUAUGACGUUUGUGACCAUCAUCUACGUAAUGCUGGGUUUCUUGGGCUACCUCAAGUACGGAGAAGCCACAGCAGACUCAAUCACGCUGAAUCUCCCAAAGGAAGAAUAUGCUGCUCAAGCGGUGAACCUGCUCAUCGGUCUGUCAGUCUUUUUCACCUACGGUUUAGUCUUCUACGUCUGUCUCGACAUCUUCUGGAACGAAGUUAAACAUCGAUACGCUUCCAAGGAAAAACUGGCCAAUUACGCCCUAAGGACGGUUCUAGUGAUGAUUAACAUCAUCAUCGCUGUCCUUGUUCCCGAAAUCGUGCCCUUCGUGUCGCUUAUUGGUGCUUUUUGUUUCUCCAUUCUGGGACUCAUGUGUCCUGUGGUUAUCGAAAUUUUGGUGUUUUGGGACGACGGUUUUGGUAGGUUUAAUUGGAAGUUGGGGAAGCAUGUGGUUAUUGUAUUUAUGGCAGGACUGGCGUGCGUUUUUGGGUCGAAGUCUGCCAUUGCCGGUAUUGUUAAAACUUUCCAGUAGGGGUUUUUUGGUCUCGUUGUUGGUACUGAAAUGGUGCCGAGUGAAUAUGUGAUAUUAUUUAUGUAUGUGGUAGGAUUAUAUUGUUUGAGUUGUACCUAUUGAUGAUCUAGUUUGGGUAUAAAACAAGAAAUUAGUUGUAUAUGUAUUGUAAGUAAUUUAGUGCGGAUGUUUAAAUUAUUAAAUUAAUAUUUUGUAUUUAUUUAUUUAAAAAAAUAUACGAUUGACUUAAA
This is a messenger RNA of Zophobas morio, 2043 nucleotides long. RefSeq names its product proton-coupled amino acid transporter-like protein pathetic. Lineage: Eukaryota; Metazoa; Arthropoda; Insecta; Coleoptera; Tenebrionidae. Bases 260 to 1813 code for a protein of 517 amino acids. The transcript has 8 exons. Gene Ontology annotation, biological process: amino acid transmembrane transport. Gene Ontology annotation, molecular function: L-amino acid transmembrane transporter activity. The record is from RefSeq and is a predicted model, not a curated record.